Cotesia congregata is the source of this 1407-nucleotide messenger RNA. NCBI's taxonomy places the organism in Eukaryota, Metazoa, Arthropoda, Insecta, Hymenoptera, Braconidae. The record is from the annotation of a GenBank genome assembly.
AUGGCGUUAAAUUUGUUUAUGGAUCAUGCGAAUGGUUUUGAAGAUUGGAACAUCCUCGACCAAGAUUCGCUUUAUUUUAACGAGAGAAAUGUCAGAAAUUUUGAACCGUCUUUGCAAAGAAUGACACAAGUCAAAAGCGGAAUGAAUGAAUUUAUCAAUAAUUUAACUGGGCAAAAUUUGCAAGAUGUAAUCGAUGAAGUGUCUCCUUGGAGGUACCGAAUUUUAAAGAAUCUUUUUCCGUCUAUUAAACGAAGACAUUCACGCUUAGAACUUCGUGAGUCAGAAUUGCAUGGUUCACAAUUGCGUAAGUCAAAAUUGUGCAAUAAAUUUAUUUCUUCCUUUUGGUGCUGGCAAUUAUUGACAAAACCUUUAGACGGGUACUUUUAUAACAUGAAAAUUGAAAGAAAGAUCAUUAAUCAAGGAGACAAUCCGGUAAAUAUUGUCUGCGCUGCAGCAGAAGAAAAUUAUUUCGCCAUAUGCACUGCGGAAACGGUAUUUAUUUAUCGAAUUGAUAAUAUUAAAUCGCCAAUUUAUCAGACUGAUUUUGGUCUGGGGUCUACUAAUAAAUCAAUUCAUUUUUAUCAAAAUGAAUCAGGUCAUUUAAUCGCCAUUGUACGUUUGCUAAAUAAUCGUUUGCGAUUUAUUGAUGUCAAAUAUAGGAAAAAACUUAUCUAUCCGGCUUUUGAGACGAUUGAUUUCAAUACUAUCUGUGUUGGCACUCACCAUAAAUUUUUUACUGAAAGAGAAAGAAUAAUAACGGAGUAUGAACUCAAAUCAACAACCAAUACUUCCAAUCUUAAUGCAGUUGAUGCUAAAACUUGUAAAUCAUUUUCAAAAAAUCCUAAUUGUACUAUAGCUUACAUGUCUUCAGAAAAUGAUAAGUUAUUCGUAGUUGGUGAGGUAGGUAAUAUGGGAUACGUAGUAAUGACAUUGACCACUCCAUUAUCGGAGCAAUUGCAAUUUGACCACAUACCUAUAGUGAGGAUAGAUCUUAUGAAGAAUGCCAGAGAUCAAAUCGCUGGAAUUCUUGUACCAGUUAAAAAUAUAAUAAUGAGCAACGCUGGUAAUGGUCUAUUAAAAUUCGGCCAGUGGUCAGAUAACGAAAGAAGAAUGGGAAACCCUGUGACCUUAAAACGCCACACUACUUACGAUAAUAUCAAUAAAGUAACAGCAUAUACCAUUCAUGCAAACAUUUUAUUCAUCGGUUAUGAAAAUGGAUUUUUGCAAAUAUUUCGUAUUAAUAAAAAAGAAGGCACAACAAAUCUUGAUGACGAUGAAUCAAAAUCAAUAAAAUUAUCCCAGGAUCAUCAGCCUAUCACCUCUAUUUGCGUCAGUGAAUUCAAAGACACUUUAUUCAUCGUUGCGACAACAGCAAGGCAUUUUUAUCCUGUCAAAUUUAUUUUUUGA